AUGGCUUCAAAGAACGCGACACGCGCUCUGCGCGCCUCAUUGAGGCAGAUUAAGACUCCUCAGGUUUCCCAGCGAACCUUCAUCACCGCGGCCAACGCUAGCCGUCCGAGUCUCGUGCCUGCUCAGAAGAUCGCAGCCUCUGCCUUUGUGCAGCAGACCCGCGGCAAGAAGACCGUCGACUUCGCUGGCGACAAGGAGGUCGUUUUCGAGCGUGCCGACUGGCCUCGCGAGAAGCUUCUUGAAUACUUCAAGGAUGACACACUUGCCCUCAUCGGCUACGGUUCUCAAGGCCACGGUCAAGGCCUGAACCUUCGCGACAACGGCCUGAACGUCAUUGUUGGUGUGCGCAAAGACGGUGCGAGCUGGAAGGAGGCACAACAGGAUGGAUGGGUCCCUGGCAAGAACCUUUUCGACAUCGACGAGGCCAUCAACAAGGGUACAAUCGUCAUGAACCUGCUCAGUGAUGCUGCACAGAGCGAGACAUGGCCUCACAUCAAGCCGCUCCUCACCAAGGGCAAGACUCUUUACUUUUCGCACGGUUUCUCCCCUGUCUUCAAGGACCAGACCAAGGUCGAGGUUCCCACUGACAUUGACGUGAUCCUCGUCGCGCCCAAGGGCUCUGGUCGCACUGUGCGCACUCUCUUCCGUGAGGGCCGCGGUAUCAACAGCAGUGUGGCCGUCUUCCAGGACGUCACCGGCAAGGCCGAGGAGAAGGCCAUUGCCCUUGGUGUCGCCGUUGGUUCUGGCUACCUCUACAAGACCACCUUCGAGAAGGAGGUGUACAGUGACCUUUACGGUGAACGUGGAUGCCUCAUGGGCGGCAUUCACGGCAUGUUCCUCGCUCAGUACGAGGUUCUCCGUGAGCGAGGCCACUCCCCCUCGGAGGCUUUCAACGAGACCGUCGAGGAGGCUACCCAGUCGCUCUACCCAUUGAUCGGUCAGAACGGCAUGGACUACAUGUACGCCGCCUGCUCGACCACCGCCCGUCGUGGUGCUAUUGACUGGAGCAAGCGCUUCAAGGACACCCUCAAGCCUGUCUUUGAGGAUCUCUACGACAGCGUCAAGACUGGCAAGGAGACUCAGCGCACCAUGGAGUACGCUGGUCGCCCUGACUACCGCCAGGCAUUCGAGAAGGAGAUGGAGGAGAUCCGCAACCUGGAAAUCUGGCGUGCCGGCAAGGCCGUCCGCAGCCUGCGACCUGAGAACAAGUAG
Dissoconium aciculare CBS 342.82 is the source of this 1212-nucleotide messenger RNA. Its product is annotated as ketol-acid reductoisomerase. Gene Ontology annotation, biological process: L-valine biosynthetic process. Gene Ontology annotation, cellular component: mitochondrion. NCBI's taxonomy places the organism in Eukaryota, Fungi, Ascomycota, Dothideomycetes, Mycosphaerellales, Dissoconiaceae. Gene Ontology annotation, molecular function: ketol-acid reductoisomerase activity. The coding region runs from base 1 to 1212 and encodes 403 amino acids. The transcript has 4 exons. The record is from RefSeq and is a predicted model, not a curated record.